AGCCCGCCAAACAGUUUAUUGAAAUCAAUCCGUGGUGUCGGUUGAAAGCGCACGAAGAGGAAAUCGAAAAAUUUUCAUUUAAAUAAAUAUUAAAUUAAAAUAAUAAAUUGAAAAUAGUGAAAUAAACUAAUUAUAGCGUUUUAAGAUGACGAAUUCUACAAUUGCGAUACCAGGUGACAAACAAAAGUCAACAUCAGUCUUUACAUUGAAUGAUUUCAAUUCUCGGUCAAAUUUAACCGAAAAAGCACAACUCAGCGAUGAUUAUUGCACAGCCGAUCAUCGUGAUCCAGCCAAAAGUCAAACUUCAAUGGCUGCACUGAUGCAUUUCCUCAAGAGCUCAUUGGGCACUGGUAUUUUGGCUAUGCCAAUGGCCUUUAAAAAUGCAGGCUUGGUGUUUGGCUUGUUUGCUACAAUGGUGUUGGGUUUCCUGUGUUCCCAUUGUAUACACAUAUUGGCCAAAACUUCACAACAGGUCUGUAAGGACAUAAAAGUUCCUGCCUUGGGUUUUGCUGAGACCGUGGAAAAAGUUUUCGAAAAUGGUCCGAAAAGAUUGCGAUCAUGGUCGAAAUUCGCGAAGCUAUUCGUUGAUAUCGGUCUUAUGUGCACCUACUACGCAACUGGUUGCGUUUAUAUGGUCUUCAUCGCUACAUCGUUUCACGAUGUCAUCAACUAUGACACUGGCCUUGAUUGGGAUAUACGCACAUAUAUAGCCAUGACUGUAAUACCUUUUCUAUUAAUCGGGCAAAUAAGAAGCUUAAAAUUGCUUACGCCUUUCUCUGUAAUAGCUAAUAUUUUUAUUGUGAUUACAUUCAGCAUAGUUUUGUACGAUCUGUUUAGCGCACCAUUCGUAUUCUCCGAUAAAGUUUUGAUUGCAAAGCCAACACAAUUACCAUUAUAUUUUGCUACCGCCAUCUUUUCUAUGGAAGGUAUUGGUACUGUUAUGCCAAUUGAGAAUUCAAUGAAGAAACCACAACAAUUCCUCGGCUGCCCGAGUGUAUUGAAUAUUGCAAUGACCAUUGUUAUCUCAUUAUUCGUAAUUGUCGGCUUUUUUGGUUAUGAGCGUUAUGGUGAUGGCAUACUUGGUAGCGUUACAUUGAACCUGGCAGAGGGAACAUUUUUGGGUGACAGUGCGAAGUUACUGAUGGCCCUUGCCAUAGCGUUAACAUUUGGCAUUGUUUUCUAUGUACCAAGUGAAAUUCUGUGGAAAUUGAUCAAUCAUAAAUUCAAUGAAAGAUAUCAUAAUAUCACACAAAUUAUUUUGCGUACUGCCAUUAUACUGAUUAUUGGUGCCUUGGCGGCAGCAAUACCCAAUCUGGAACCGUUCAUAAGUCUUGUGGGUGCGAUUUUCUUCUCAUUGCUUGGAAUUUUUAUACCGAGCGUUACUGAGACUAUUUAUUUGUGGCCCAAUCGCUUGGGUUGCUGCAAAUGGAAAUUGUGCAAGAAUAUAUUUUUAGGCGUCUUUGCGAUGUGCGCGCUUGUGGCUGGCGCUACGGCGAGCAUAAGCGAAAUUAUCGAAAUGUAUAAGUGAUAUGCAAGCAAUUGCGGCAACAGUGCUCAAUCUUCAAGCACACAACUGUCUUGUAGGCAUUUGUGAAACAAUAAAUUUGCUUCCCACCAGCUUGAAUUUUUGUUCACCUGCAUAGCCUUUCUAGAGUCAACCUUUAUAAGAAACGUGGAUUUAUUUGGCAUUUGCAAAGAUACGUGAUGCGAGAAAUUUCCUUUGGGUUACCUUGGGACAGAAUAUGAGGUUGAACGACAGUGAAUACAAAAAAGAAACAAAGACUUUAGCAAUAAACUGCGAACGAUAAACACUGAUACCAUAAAAUAAGAAAAACAGUAUUGUAAAAUAUAUUUUUAGUAUUUAUAUAUAUAUGUAAAAACUUCUUAUCAUUUUACAUCAGCAGUUGGUAGAUUUAUUAGGCAGAACGCUGAUAAGACUUAGCAGCAUUUACAUGAACACAUACAUUAUACAAAAGAAAGAAACAUAAGACUUACCAAGUUUCGCAUUACAAAUUGUCUUAUUUAAACUGUUAUGCUGUUUUCUUAACAAAAUUUUGUUAGUAUUUACACUUAUUUUGAUAACUUUCUAAGAUUUCCGCCAUUCGUUUUCUUGACAACAUUUCCGUAUUUGCUCCUUUGAUUCACAAUAGUAGUUUGCACAGCGAAAUUUUCUCAUAAAUCCAGCGAUUUGAAUAAAAAUUUUGUUGCAAACUUUCUGUAGACUUCAUAUAUGUUUAUUUGCAUACACAAUAAUUUCAGUUUAUGGUAGAAUUUUCGAAAAUUUGUUUUAUUUUGCUUGCGAACGUAAAGAAGUUUUUAACACGCUACUCUAUUGUAAACUUCAUCGGUUAAUUGCGAUAUACAGCUGACGUUUCCGUAGUAAACUUUUAAAGUUGGUUGAAGUAUUUACCUGCGCGUCUACUAAAUUGAAAACAAUAAAAUAUUGCAUACAUCUUCCGCUCUAAAUUUUCGCCACAAACAGCUUAAUCUCAACAACAAAAAGUUGCAAUUGGAAAUAUAGUAAAAGGCUAUUCUAUUUUGUUUUCGCUUUCUGCUUGUUUUUAGCUUCCGGUGACCCCAUCCGCUUUCCGCAUCAGCAUUCCGUUUCUUCUAUUCUUCUCGGUAUCGUUACUUCCGGUUCACAUCAUUAUGCAUAUCUGCGCGGCCCUACAACCGGUACUGUUUCCUGUAUACAGUUAGUUAAUUAACUACAAUGGCAAUCUUGUAACUUUAAUUCCAAAUUAUUUAUCAAAACGCGUUUUUGCUCAAUAAAAAUGCAAUAGCUCGUUGUAUUUCAAGUUUAAUUUUCACUAUAUUUUACUAAUUUAGUGGCGAAAAAAAU
Ceratitis capitata (Mediterranean fruit fly) is the source of this 2842-nucleotide messenger RNA. Its product is annotated as proton-coupled amino acid transporter-like protein pathetic. Gene Ontology annotation, biological process: amino acid transmembrane transport. Lineage: Eukaryota; Metazoa; Arthropoda; Insecta; Diptera; Tephritidae. Gene Ontology annotation, molecular function: amino acid transmembrane transporter activity. Gene Ontology annotation, cellular component: vacuolar membrane. The record is from RefSeq and is a predicted model, not a curated record. The coding region runs from base 146 to 1528 and encodes 460 amino acids. The transcript is spliced from 8 exons.